UAAAGGUUUUUGAAUUUUCUCUUUUUUAAUUAAGUAUAAGCUGCUAUUAAGUAUUGUCAAAUAUAUUUGCUAUGACAGAAAACAUCGAAUUUUAUCAAAACCAAAUAGCUUUGGCUAGAACGGAAAUAAAAAACUUAAGGCAGCGUAUAUCUGCGCUUAAACAUGAGCAUUUAAAAGAAAUACAUCACAUUAAAUCGACGCUUAGUAAUCUUCGCUGUUCUAACUGCGCUGCUGAAGCCACUUCAUUGGUUAGUAUUCCUAAUACUGAUCAGGCUUCAGUAUCUCAGACUCACUCAAAUGAGAUAUCAUUUCGACCUAUAGGAUACAUUGAGACAUCAUUUGCUAAUAAAAGAGCAGUGCCAAGGCAACCGUCUGUUUUGACAAAUUCAAAGGGAGUUAUUGUGAUUGAUACAAAUGUGUUCAAUAACCCCAAUCACGCAACAACUGGUUUGGAAGAAUUUUCUCAUUUAUGGAUUAUAUUUCACUUCCAUAUUCAUGACAACGUCACUGUACAGUCAAAGGUGUCACCCCCUCGCCUUGGUGGGAAGAAAUGUGGUGUAUUGGCUAGUAGGUCUCCGCAUAGGCCUUGCCCUAUUGGACUUUCUCUUGUCCGAUUGUGUCACAUUGAAGGAAAUAAAAUAUUCUUCAAUGGAGUAGAUAUGGUUAAUGGUACACCCGUACUUGAUAUUAAGCCUUUCAUACCCCAAUAUGAUUAUCCUCCAGCGAAUGGGGAUUCCCCGAUUUUAACUUCAUUAGUUAGACCGCCAACGGAGGGAACCAAUGAUGCAACACAAACCAUGGUUAAUUUGCAGAUAGAUGAUGAUUCUUACUCAGUUAGGAGUGUCAGUCCUCGUUUAGUUCAACCGAUUGGUAUUGAUACAUCGAGUCCACUUCCUCGCUCGCCGUUCGGUGAUAUUCCUUCCCCAAUACACGAACCUGCAACUCUUAUAUCCCCAUCCCCAGAAUCACCAACAAGCGAAGACUUACUGGAUGGUCCAACGAGGUCUCCAAUUCGAAGAGUUGAAACUGAACGUGGCUCUCCGGAUGGUCAAGAAAGAUUCACUCCGCCACAAUCUGCUACUUCACUAAAUGUUAACCAAGAUGGUAUUCGGGUUGCAUCCUGGGUGAUUUCUCCGCCUUCACAGCGGUUCCAAGUAGUGUUUACGGAGGAUGCUCUCCAAAGAUUGAACGAUCUCAUUGGUGACAGAGCUCAAGCAUUUAAAUCAAACAUUGAAAAUCUCUUAGCAGAAGAUCCGAGAUCUGUUUAUGUCCGAACCAGAUAUCCGGAUCACGAAUAUAGCUGUGUCUUAGAAGAUUUAUCAAUUAGUUGCGUAUUUAACGAUAAUUCAGCGAUGUGCACUAUUAUAGCACUGAGAAGUGCUGAAGAAUUACAAAAUUGAUUAUAAGUGUAUAAUCAAACAAUAAAGGCUUUUUAGUCUA
Messenger RNA from Vanessa atalanta (red admiral), 1440 nucleotides. Its product is annotated as tRNA (adenine(37)-N6)-methyltransferase. The coding region runs from base 72 to 1400 and encodes 442 amino acids. The transcript is spliced from 6 exons. The record is from RefSeq and is a predicted model, not a curated record. NCBI's taxonomy places the organism in Eukaryota, Metazoa, Arthropoda, Insecta, Lepidoptera, Nymphalidae.